AUUGAAGCUUAAUGUAGCUCGUUCACCGCCGAAGGAUGCUGUCAAGUCAUGGAAAGGCCUUAGGCUUACAUAAGCAUCUGUUAAUCAGCAAUAAAAUUUUAAGGCAUUUUAGCUUAUGCAGUUCUCUUAGAUUUAAAGAACAGCAAGUUCCAUCUUCAAGUAGAAUUGUAAUUGCUGGUGGAGGCGUUGUAGGAUGUUCUUUGGCAUAUCAUUUAGCUAAAAGAGGUGUCAGCGAUGUUGUACUAUUGGAACAAGGACAAUUAACUUGUGGUACGACAUGGCAUGCUGCUGGUUUAAUUGGCCAGCUUCGUGGAACUUCUAUUGAAUCAAAAUUCUCGAAAUAUGGUCGAGACCUUUACACUGAUUUGGAAAAAGAAUUAGGAAUAAGUUGGAAAGAAUGUGGGUCGCUAUAUUUAGCAAGAACUGCAAGCAGAAUGACUUAUUAUAAAAGGGCUUUUGUAAAUGCAAAGGCCAUGGGUAUACAUGCUGAAGUAUUAUCACCAUCGGAACUUAAAGAAAAAUGCUCCCUUCUUAAUCCUGAAGGGUUGAUAGGGGGUGUGUGGGUCCCGUCUGAUGGAGUUUUAAGUCCCUCCGAUUUAACAAUGGCGUAUAAAAGUAAAGCAAAACAACUAGGAGUAACAAUUCAGGAGCAAGUCCGAGUCGAAGAAAUUCAAACUAAAAACAAUAAAGUGUCCGGAGUUGUAACAGAUAAGGGACAAAUCGAUUGCGAAACUUUUGUUAAUUGCACAGGACAGUGGGCAAGAUUCUUAGGCGAAAAAAGUUCACCUAAUGUUCGAAUACCCUUACAUUCAUGCGAACAUUUUUACAUUGUUACAAAACCAUUUGAUGUUUAUCCAAUGAUGCCUGUCAUAAGAGAUUAUGAUGGAUCAAUCUAUGCUAGAGAAUGGAGUGGUGGAUUGUUAGGUGGUUGUUUUGAAGCUAAAGCUAAGCCAUGCUUUCACGACGGCGUGCCAGAGAAAUUUGAAUUCGGUCUAUUACCUGAAGAUUGGGAUCACUUUGGGCCAAUUUUAGAACAACUCUUACUUAGAUUUCCUUCAUUACAAACUGCACAAGUACGAAAAAUGUAUAACGGGCCAGAAAGUUUUACUCCAGACGGUAAAGCGAUUUUAGGUGAAGCUCCAGAAAUAUCAAAUUAUUUCAUUGCCGCUGGUAUGAACUCAACUGGAAUUGCCAAUUCAGCAGGAGUUGGAAAUCUGAUAUCAGAUUGGAUUAUAGAUGGGGAUGUAAAAGAAAAUAUUUUACCUUUAGACUGCCGACGUUUUGUAGACUUACAUAAUAAUAGAAAAUUUUUAAGGGAUAGAGUUAAGGAAAUCCCCGCUUCUCGAGCUGGAAAUAUCUUUGAGUUAAAUCGAGGAAGAAAACUCAGACUUUCACCUCUAUAUUGUCGAUAUGAAAAUGAUGCCAAAUUAGCACAAAUGAUGGGGUACGAAAGACCUGUUUAUUUUGAAACGACGGCAAAUGGAGACUCUUAUAAAUUGGCCAGUGGAGCCGAAAGUCCAGGAUGUUCAAAUUCACUUGAAGUUCCUAGAGAGCCUACUAAUGCUUACAAAAAGCCAAACUGGUUUGAAAAAGUACAAACGGAAUAUCGUGCAUGCAGAGAAGGAGUUAGCGUUAUUGAUAUGUCAACUUUUACAAAAUUUGAAUUGCAGUCAGCAGAUAAAGAAGUUGUUGAUUUUCUCCAAUAUGUUUGUGCCAAUGAUAUUGAUGGUGAAAUUGGCUCAGUCGUUCACACUGGAAUGCUUAACGAAAGAGGAGGUUUUGAAAACGACUGCUCUAUUAUUCGAUUGGCCAAAAAUAGAUUUUUUAUGGUAGCUCCUACCACUCAACAAACCCGAGGACUUGCUUGGUUAAGAAAGCAUUUACCGACAGACGGAUCUGUUCAGGUAUCGGAUGUGACAUCCAUGUACGCGGCAAUUAAUCUCCUUGGCCCAAAGGCACAUGCAGUUUUGUCGGAACUUACUGAUAUUUCGCUGUCUUCAACAAACUUUAAGGCAAUGAGCUGCCAAGUAAUGGAUGUUGGUCAGGCUUCUGGAAUAGUUGCUAUGCGAUUAACUCAUGCUGGUGAAGAUGGUUGGAUGCUCUAUGUUCCCUCGGAAUAUGCCUUACAUGUAUAUGACUGCAUUUUAGAUGCAGGAAAAGACUAUGGAAUAAGAAAUGCAGGAUAUUAUGCUUUAAGAACAUUAAGAACUGAAAGAUUCUUUGCAUAUUGGGGAACCGAUUUAUCACCAGUAGUAACUCCAUUAGAAUGUGGUAGGGAAUUUCGUGUGAAAUUUGAUGGUGCGGACUUUAUUGGUAAACAAGCUCUUAUCAAACAAAGGAAGGAGGGCAUUAAAAAACGUCUCGUUCAAUUCGUCCUAACCGAUCAUAAUGUUGAUCACGAUAUUUGGCCAUGGGGAGGAGAGCCUAUUUACAGAAAUAAUCAAUUGGUUGGAUGGGUAACUUCUGCUGCUUAUGGAUUUACUCUGAAGAAACACGUCUGUCUUGGAUUCGUAUCGAAUAAAGAUGGAAAAUCUACAGUCACAAAUGAAUUUGUUAUGGAUAAGAAUGCCAAAUAUCAUAUUAAUAUUGCAGAUACACAUUUUGCAGCGAGACCUCAUAUUUUACCCCAAAAGUUGUAA
This is a messenger RNA of Dimorphilus gyrociliatus, 2639 nucleotides long. The record is from the annotation of a GenBank genome assembly. Lineage: Eukaryota; Metazoa; Annelida; Polychaeta; Dinophilidae.